GGCCAGAGAGCCUAGGAGGCGUGGCUCGGAGAAAACAUAUAAGCGCACCGGACGCUAACACGGUGCAAGCUGCGGAGUCUCCAUCUGGAAGAGCCGCUGCUGCCGAGAGGAGGAGAACGCCGAGGCCGGCGGGACCAACAGAUUCGCUGACCGCCACAUUCGCUGACGGCCACAUUCGCUGACCGCCUCCGACUCCAGCUUGCGCUGCCUCCUGCUCGCGCCGCGCCACUAAGGUGGUCCCCCUUUCUACCAGCCCUCCCCAAGAUAAGCUGGGUCACUCCGGCCUCCGAGAGCCCAGAGCCGAGAUGGAAACGGUCCAGGAGCUGAUCCCCCUGGCCAAGGAGCUGAUGGCCCAGAAGCGCAAGGGGAAGCUGGUGAAGCUGUACGUGCUGGGCAGCGUGCUGGCCCUCCUCGGCGUGGUGCUCGGCCUGAUGGAGACUGUGUGCAGCCCCUUCACUGCUGCCAGCCGUCUGCGGGACGAGGAGGCAGCCGUGGCGGAGCUGCAGGCCGCCCGAGAGCGACAGGCUCUCCAGAAGCAAGCCCUGCAGGACAAAGGCAAGCAGCACGACACCAUCCUCUGCGGCAGGGCCCUCUCCAACCGGCAGCACGCCUCCUAGAAAUGGUGGGAGACCAGUACAGUGGGAGGGAGAGGCGGCAGACAGAGCGAGCAAAACGGAUUGAGAGAGGCAGGGAGAGACGGAGAGGGCGCGCGCACGGGAGCCUGACUCUGCUGGGAGACUGCAGGUGCACGUGCUGUUUGUUAUCUGGAUUUACUUCAGAGAAGCCACUGACAUCUAGAACUGACCUACCACAAGCAUCCACCAAAAGGAAUUUGGGAUUGAGUUUUGCUGCUGUGCAGCACUGCAUUGUCAUGACGUGUUCAGUACUGUGUAUCUUUGAGUUAUCUAAACACGUCUACCAUUUUGCACUAGGGAGGAAGGAUAAAUGCUUUUGGAUAAAUGCUUUUUAUAUUAUUAUUAUUAUUAUUACAAUGACCACCAUUUUGCAUUUUGAAAUAAAAAAAAUUUUUAUACCA
Molecule: messenger RNA, 1036 nt
Organism: Cebus imitator (Panamanian white-faced capuchin)
Lineage: Eukaryota; Metazoa; Chordata; Mammalia; Primates; Cebidae
Gene: G0S2
Product: G0/G1 switch 2
Exons: 2
Coding region: 306-617 (103 amino acids)
Biological process (GO): positive regulation of extrinsic apoptotic signaling pathway
Cellular component (GO): mitochondrion
Source: RefSeq, a predicted model, not a curated record